UGACCCAUUACCUAAAACGUGCCAGACGCUACGCUAGCGAUUCCAACAACCGAGACCCACACUGUAAACCCGGAUCCGAUAUCACGUUUCAAUGUGCUCGGUCUAGUUUCCGUCCUCCUCCCGCGACGUCUCCGAUCAUUCGAUCGCGAAGCGACGACCUGAUCUCUUCUUGCCGGAGCCCUCACGCUCUCGGAAAUCCAUGGCGGAAGAGGCCAAAUCCUCGCAAAACCCUAAAGGCACUCUGACGGUGCCGGUGCCGGUGCCGGUGCCAGCAGCGGCGAGAGGCGGCGAUCGCGAUUUCCUCCUCCACCUCGAGGCCUACCUCGCCCGCCGGGACGGCGUCGACAAGCUCCUCAAGAUUUCCCGCUACGCCUCCAAGAUCGUCCUCUCCACUUCCCUACCCUCCGAAGCCCUUGCCCCCCGCCUUAAGGCCUUCGAGUCCAGCGUUGGCCUCAGCCGCAAGGCUUUCCGCGUGGGCAAGUUCGUGCAAGACGUCAACGCCUUCCGAUCCGCCUCCGCCGCCGGCGCUUCCCCCUCCUCCGUCGACCUCCUCCUCGCAGCUGUCGCCUACGGCGGCGAGGGCCUCUAUUACUUCGUUGAGCAGUUCGUCUGGCUCUCCAAGGCCGGCCUCAUACCGUCGCACCACUCGCGGCGGCUCCAGAAGAUCAGCGCUUGGGCGGAGCUCGUGGGGUACCUCGGGAGCAUCUCCUUGAAGGCCAAAGAGCUGCGAAAGAUCCGAUUUUUGCUCGAGUCGAAGGUUCGGGGCACGAAAUCAUCGGAGGAUGAGGAGGAGAUACGGAAGUUGCGGGUGAAGCUGUUGCUUAAACAACUAUCGAUCGUCCAAGACCUCGCGGAUGGUCUGAUGGCGCUUGGGGAUGUGAGCGAUGGGAAGGGUUUUCUCUCGAAUCCUUUGUUGAUGGCCUCGGCGGGCCUUCUUUCGGCUCUAAUCAGCACUCAUAAGAAUUGGACUGCUUGCUGAGGGGUAGGCAUUUCGCUUUGUUCUCUGCUUCAUAGGAAUAAAGCCCCUGUUGUUAUCUGUCUUUUUCAUUGAUACCGAGUAUAAGUUGUGGGAGAUGAAGUUCCAAACGUUUUCCAUGAAAUCUAAUAAGCUGCUUUGGUUUUUACUUUUUAAUGAUGUAAACCCAUACCAAUACACUUCAGUGUUUUUUCUUUUCCUUCUUCCAACAGAUAAAUGCACUGAAAUGGAAUAGUCUUUUGAAGGAAUUCUACUUCUCUAUCUUGUUA
Elaeis guineensis (African oil palm) is the source of this 1245-nucleotide messenger RNA. RefSeq names its product peroxisomal membrane protein 11-3. Gene Ontology annotation, cellular component: peroxisomal membrane. Lineage: Eukaryota; Viridiplantae; Streptophyta; Magnoliopsida; Arecales; Arecaceae. The record is from RefSeq and is a predicted model, not a curated record. Gene Ontology annotation, biological process: peroxisome fission.